UUUUUCUUUUCUUUUUUUUUUUUUUUUCUUGCAGGCUAAUAUUCAGGCCGGCGCUGCAAUUUCAGAAUCUGCCCUUGUAUAUGGCGGACGAAAAUUUCCACAGGAGGAACCGCAACACUAAGCCCCUGUGCACAGCACAGACGGAACGGCUCGACGAAGCCGUCAAACCCCUCGAAUUCAUUACUCAAAUACGCCAUCACGCUUUACUAAAAUGUAACGUAGCGGGUCGCAAGAAAGGGAAAAACCGCUAUGGUGAAAUUUUUAUCAUUUGGAAUUUCUCAUAACUAAUUCAGAAAUUUUUUUUUGAGGAAGCAGUUUUUGUGCCGUCACCUCUGGUCGGGGAGGGAGGAUUUUCUGGAGCAGUAGCCUGUUUCGCAUGAGCUGCAUUGCAUUUAGAGGCAGCCUCUUUGCACUACUGUUCGCCUCUACAACCAGAAGCACAGACUCAGAGGAGGUGGAGUCAUGAGUGCACCGGAGGCACCUAAUCCUGGGAAGGAGCAGGCUGAAAGUGGAAAUGGGAAUGCAGCCACGGAUCCCUCCACAGCCACGAGUAGUACGCCACCGACGGUUGCUGUGAAGAAAGAGCCUGGGAUCUCAGAGAAGAGCAACGGGAAAGUCGGAGAUGCCAACCCUGCUGAGAUCUGUGUCGUUAUUGGAGGAAAAGAUGGAGGAUCAAGCGGAGGUGGAACCCGUAGAGCUCAAACCGAGGGUAUGUUUGCCCUUGGUACUCCUCCUCCAACGAAGAGCACUGACUCAUGCAUAGGUUCGUAUGUAUGUGCAGUGUGUGGGAAGAAGUACAAGUACUACAACUGCUUUCAGACACACGUCAGAGCACACAGAGAAUCAGAGAGCAUGGUUGGAGAUGGUCUGCCUCAGACACCCAAUAGUAGCUUCCGUUACUCUUGUGACAUCUGUGGCAAGAAGUACAAAUACUACAGCUGUUUCCAGGAGCACCGUGACCUGCACGCAGUGGAUGAUCCGUAUGAGCAGGUGGUUCUACCUGUUGAUGGCCUUAAAGAGGAGGAGCCUAUUGAACCCUAUCAGAAAAUUGGACCAAAAACUGGGAGCUAUGUUUGUGAGUUCUGUGGGAAGCAGUACAAAUACUUCAACCCAUACCAGGAGCAUGUUGCUCUUCAUACACCAUUGGAUACUUUUGUUAUAGGGUCAUUUGAUUUGAAGACUUCACGUGUACAAGAAUGUGGUACCCUGGACAUGAGCAAAUUUAGCCACAGCCAAGCUAAUAAGAUAAAAAGUCUGAGCAAAGCGCUGAGCAACAGCCCAUUUAGACGGAAAUUAGAGAGCGCGAUUCAGACCAGUUUGGUUGAUACAAACAGUUCGCAGAACUCAAGUGCAGGAACUCCGAGCCCUCUGGUGGCCACCACCUUCUCUACAUCACAAAAGCCCUACACUUGUGGUGCCUGUGGCAUCCAGUUCCAGUUCUACAACAACCUCCUGGAGCACAUGCAGUCGCACGCUGCUGAUAAUGAGAACCACACCAAAGGGGACUCUCCCAAAACCUCUUCAGCUUCGGGUCCUCAAGAGCAGCUGUGGAGAGGGUCCCAGGCUCAGGCCCAUCCCUCAGUGAAAAUACAAAUCCAGCCUCAAAGUAUCUCUCAGAGGAACCAUACACUCAGCCAGAACAAUGGGCUACCUGAGAAGGAGAGACAGCAGGUGGCUGAGCGCCUAUUACGGGUAAUGUGCUCUGAUCUGAACAUGCUCAAUGUGCUAAACAGCAAAGACUUCCUGAAGCUGGCACAGACCCUUGUGGACACAGGGGCUCGUCACGGUGCCUACUCCACCCGCGACGCUCUUGGCAACAUGAGUGCCUUGGCACUGCGCCAGCUCCCCCGCAUGUACAACCAAGUGAAAGUCAAAGUCACGUGUGCCCUGGGCUCCAAUGCUUCGCUGGGCAUCGCAGUGACCUGCCACUCCCAGACCUCUGGCCCAGACGCCUGCUACGUGCUCACAGCCUACCAGGUGGAGGGGUCCCGCCUCAAACGUUACGUGCUCGGCGUGAGGGAGGCGGAGCUGAGGGAGGGGCCCGAGCAGAUUCACCACUGGGUGCAGAACGUGCUGUCUGAGUUUGUCAUGUCGGACAUUCGAACCGUGUACGUCUCCGAGCCUCGACUGUGGGCAGCCGGAUUCGCAGGGUCGCCGCUGGGGAGCGGCGGGCGGGGGAGAAUAUGCUUGCGGUGUGCGGGGUGUUCGCUCGGCGCCGUCGUUCAGGCGGUUCUCGGGAAACGCAGCCUCCAGGCUCGAGGGCUUCACGAGUUAGCCGAGCUUCUCUCAACCUGCAGAGACAUCGCCUCCUCUUCCACGCUGGCCCUUCGUGAGGAACAGUGCUUCAACACAUCCACAAGCACAACUGAGGAAAGUACACAAGGCUCCCCUGCACAAUGCCCCACACCUCCAUGCUGGGACCGCAUGGCAGAGGCCCUCCUGCAGGUCCACGCACACUUCGAACACAUCUGUGAGGCUUAUGGCCGCAGUAAGUCCACCGCGCCACUUCUUCAAGGACUUAACAAACAUCUGCUAAGCACCCUGGCUUGUCUCCUGGCACCUCUUCGCCUGGCAGCUCUGGAGCUGAGCAGCCAGAGGAGACCAACCCUACAGCAAGUACUGCCUGUCUAUCUGCGCUUGGAGAAGUUCUUCACAUCUAAAGCUGGGGAGGCUGGGACUGGCACCGCUAGCAAACUCUGCCACUAUUUCCUUGAAGCCCUCAAGGAAAACUUUAAGGUUGAAAGAGCCCACCAGGUAGCCAUGGUCCUGGACCCACAGCUCAAGCUGCGUUCAGUUCCAGCCUACCAGCACGAGGACAUCAUUUCCCGUGCCUGCGAAAUGGCUGCUGAAACCAGGGAUGGAAGUCUGAGCGGUGGAGGUGGUUCUAGCGGAGAAGAGAGGGAUGGAGACGGCCCUCCCACCCCGAAAAUAAGCCGUAUAGAUGGCGCUGGAAACAACGGCGGACCCUCGAGAGGCUCCUCUCUGGUUUCGGGGAACGACGAAGGUCCGGGACAAGUUAGGCAAGAGAUAUUUCAGUACCUGGCCGAACCACUUGUCCAAGGCACACCUGACCUCUUUCAGUACUGGAGCUCGACAGUGAGUGAGAAGUUCCCCAAGCUCGCUCGCUUGGCGCUGUGGCUUCUCGCCGUGCCUGCGGUGGGCAUACGCAGUGAGUGUGUGACUGUGUGUGAACAAAGUCUGGCAAUGAAGAGGAGGCAGCAGGUCACUGCUGAGGAGAUGAACAAACUCAUUUUCCUUCGCUCCAAUAUGGGUUAGAAAAGCAACCCAUCAGUCCGUAAUCAACCAAACGAUCAUCCAACCAAUGACUGAAUAUUUAUGUACUGUAGGUUUAGAUGAACUGUAAACAUCAGUGUGUAAGAAAACUAAAGACUCCUCAAGGCAGAAUAAUACAGAAAAAAAAGCAUACACACACACACUGCAAAGACUGUACACACAUAUAAAAUUAAAUGGCUUUUUAUAUAUUUUGUGAGGACUGGGCUGAUGUAAAGUACAGAGCAAAGAGCAGGGGUGGAACGGUAUCUCUGACAAGACGAGACAGUCCUGUUUGGUGCGCUGCCCUUGGUUUAAGACGCACGUGUGAGCAGGAAGAAUUUCAUCUGUCACAGUCAGUGAUUUAAAUUACUCCAGCCUAAUGAUUAAACCUCUACAAGGCUACGAUGCUGUUACUCUCACUGGUUGACAACAUUUUCAGGUAAUUAGAGCUCUCACUGCUUCGGCCUACUGUUACACACCUCUGGA
Messenger RNA from Poecilia latipinna (sailfin molly), 3759 nucleotides. RefSeq names its product zinc finger protein 618 (gene znf618). The transcript has 16 exons. Gene Ontology annotation, molecular function: protein dimerization activity. The record is from RefSeq and is a predicted model, not a curated record. NCBI's taxonomy places the organism in Eukaryota, Metazoa, Chordata, Actinopteri, Cyprinodontiformes, Poeciliidae. The coding region runs from base 463 to 3276 and encodes 937 amino acids.